AUGGCUGCGCCGACGCCGAUGAUCGCGAUCGCGGGCGUGGCGGCGCUGGCGACGGCGCCGGAGCCGGAGCUGCUCUCGCGCGCUCUGGCGGGCGGCGCGCUCUGGCCCGCGCUCGCGGGCGCGCGGCCAGCACCGCCAACGGCAGGGCCGGCCUUCUCCGGCCCCUUCGACCCCUUCGCAUCGGCCGCCUUGACGGGCGCCUGGUUCUUGGCAGCUCCCGACGCCGCGGACGCCUUCGCAGGGGGCGCGCCUUUCCCGGCGGCCUCCUUUGUCGCCGCCUGGGCGGGCGCGGGCGCCCGCGCCGGCGCCGGCGCCGGCGCCGGCGAGGCGCCCCUGGGGCUCGCAGGGGAUGCGUAA
Messenger RNA from Monoraphidium neglectum, 357 nucleotides. RefSeq lists its product as hypothetical. The record is from RefSeq and is a predicted model, not a curated record. The coding region runs from base 1 to 357 and encodes 118 amino acids. Lineage: Eukaryota; Viridiplantae; Chlorophyta; Chlorophyceae; Sphaeropleales; Selenastraceae. The transcript has a single exon.